Messenger RNA from Punica granatum (pomegranate), 2288 nucleotides. NCBI's taxonomy places the organism in Eukaryota, Viridiplantae, Streptophyta, Magnoliopsida, Myrtales, Lythraceae. The record is from RefSeq and is a predicted model, not a curated record.
CAUUUAAUGGCGGUCGGGCUUCUUCUUCGUCUUCUUCUUCGAUGCAGACCGCUGUUCUUUUCCGUUUUCAGAUUUUAUUUAAUGCGCAAAAUGGAAAUGCUGAAACCGAUGAUUAGUCACCCACGUUGAGUGUUUGACUGGAAGCAGCCAGUCGCAGCCCAAAACCAAAGGCACCGACUUUUCUGCUCUGCUUCCCGCAUUUCUCUCUACCAGACUCGUUGAUUCGACCUCCGGAUCAGAAGGGCAGCUGCUGGUGUUUGUGCAUAAGUUUCCCGAUGAAGGCUCCUCUGCCAUGGAUUUGAGCGCUUUCAGGAGGCGGCCGUCGCCCCCGCCGUCAAUGGCCACUGACCCCCGCUCCACCGCCUUGCUAAAGGCCCAGCCCCGCGGGGGCCGGGCCGUUAAUGUGAGCCGGAUCCUGGCCACCGCUCUGAUCAUCCUCCCGGUCCUGGUGCUGCUUUCCAUCUUUUUCCGCGAUAAUAGGCCCUCCGAUCGAGCUUCCCUGUUCGCGGACGCUGGGGUGUUGGAGAAGAAAGACGCGCAGAAUGCUGAGGUCUCUGCUUCGGGAAGUGCUCAGAAUACUUCCCUCUCCGAUUCAGAUGAUGUUUCCUCUAAAUCUGCUGGCAGAGGCGCAGGACAGCCUCGGGACGAGUUGCUUGGCGGGCUUCUUGCUUCUGGUUUUGAUGAGGGCUCGUGCUUGAGCAGAUACCAAUCUUCAUCCUACCGCAGACCAUCACCCCACAAGCCAUCAUCGUACCUCAUUUCCCGACUGAGAAACUACGAGAGUCUCCACAAGCGAUGCGGGCCCCAUUCCGAGCCCUACAAGAAGGCCCUGGAGGAUCUUAAGUCCGACCGCGCGGUUGGGUCCACGGAAUGCAAAUACGUUGUCUGGAUAUCCUUCAGUGGAUUGGGUAAUAGGAUCCUGACUCUCUCUUCUUCAUUCCUCUAUGCCCUCCUCACAAACCGAGUCCUGCUCAUCGACCAAGGGAAAGACAUGGUGGAUCUCUUCUGCGAGCCCUUUCCAGAAGCAUCAUGGUUACUCCCAAAGGACUUCCCGAUUGCAAAUCAGUUCAACAGCUUCGGUCAGAGCUCCCCCAAUUGUCACGGUAACUUGCUAAAGAAUAAUAUGAUCUACCAUCCAGAAAAGCCGCUACCUGCAUACCUAUACCUCCACUUGGUUCAUGAUUAUAAUGAUCACGACAAGCUUUUCUUCUGCGAUGAGGACCAACGAGCAAUCGAGAAGGUUCCUUGGUUGAUCAUCAAGUCUGAUAACUACUUCAUUCCGUCUCUCUUCUUGAUGCCAUCCUUCGAGCGAGAGCUGUUCAAUCUUUUCCCCGAGAAAGAAACCAUUUUCCACCAUUUAGGUAGGUACCUCUUCCACCCUUCAAAUCACGUGUGGGGUCUGAUCGCUAGGUACUUCAACUCUUACUUGGCUCGAGCAGACGAAAGGGUCGGCAUUCAAGUAAGAACCUUUGACUCCGGCGAUGGGCCUUUCCCCUAUGUGAUGGAUCAGAUAAUAGCCUGCACCCAGAAGGAGAAGCUCCUUCCUGAAGUGAACGUGCGUGGGACAGUUUCAGCUCCUUCUGGGAGCUCAAAGCUGAAAGCUGUUCUAGUUACCUCCUUAAAUUUGGGAUACGCUGAGAAUCUGAAAAGCAUGUACUGGAUGCACCCGACAGUUACAGGGGAGAUGGUUGGGAUUUACCAGCCGAGCCACGAGGGUCACCAGCAGACAGAGAAACCUCUGCACAAUCGAAAAGCCUGGGCAGAAAUGUACCUCCUUAGCCUCUCCGAUGUUCUGGUCACAAGCUCCUGGUCGACCUUCGGGUAUGUGGCACAAGGCCUCGGUGGCCUGAAGCCAUGGAUCCUCGUGAAGCCCGAGAACCGAACGACUCCGAACCCGCCAUGUGGGCGGGCUAUGUCGAUGGAGCCGUGUUUCCAUGCUCCUCCAUUUUAUGACUGCAAGGCCAAGAGGGGGAUUGACACGGGAGCGGUUGUUCCUCAUGUGAGGCAUUGCGAGGACAUAAGCUGGGGGCUUAAGGUUGUUGAGGGCCAUCAGGAAUUGUAGGCUCGGGGCGAAUUCUUGACAGGUCUAGAAUGCGACAUUAAAUCUGAUCCGAUAUAUUAUUUGUUAGAUUGUUUGAUUCGAGAAGUUUGGUUUAGAUCGAAAUUAAGUGCGGGUAAAAUUCUUUUUCUUUCAGAUUGUUGUAGGUUCCGAUCCUCUUCACCUUAAAUUACCAAUUGAUAAAGUAAUUUCAUCAGCGAAUUCAGUGUUAUGGUUCUUGAUUCAUUAA